Tetrahymena thermophila SB210 is the source of this 2019-nucleotide messenger RNA. RefSeq lists its product as hypothetical. The record is from RefSeq and is a predicted model, not a curated record. Gene Ontology annotation, molecular function: RNA binding. The transcript has 4 exons. NCBI's taxonomy places the organism in Eukaryota, Ciliophora, Oligohymenophorea, Hymenostomatida, Tetrahymenidae. Gene Ontology annotation, cellular component: nucleus. Gene Ontology annotation, biological process: rRNA processing.
AUGAGUGUUCAAAAUAAAUCUAAGUAAUCUGCACAAGCUGAUGACAGAUUUGCAAAAAUUACUUAUGAUCCUAGAUUUAAGACUAUGAGUAAUAAGCAAAAAAAGGUCAAGAUCGAUAAAAGAUUUAACUCUGUCUUCACAGAUAAAAAGUUUAAAAUACAAGCUAAAACUGAUAAAUAUGGAAACAAGAUUGAUGUAGAUGAUGGAGUAAAUAAGGAAAUGGAAGAAUAUUACUAUAACGAAGAAGAAGAAUAAGAUUCUCAAUAAUAAGAUGAAGUUGAAGAUAAAUCAUAAAAAGAAAAAACAAAAAAGAAAGCUUAAAAGGAAGCAGUUUCUAAAAAGAAAUAAAAUUCUAAAAAACAGGAUAGUGAAGAAGGCGAAGAAGAAUCUAGCAAUUAAGAUAUUGAAAACGAUGAAGAAAAUUCAGAAGAUUUUGAAGAUGUCAGUGAUGAAGAAAAUGAGCAUGAAGGAAGCUUUGAAUGGAAUGAAGUUAGUUCAACAGAUGAAGAUAUUGAAUUUGAAGAUGAAGAAGAUAAUUAAGAAGAGUUCUAUUAUGGAGUAGCUAAUGAGAAACCUCCAGUUUCUGAAAACUCAAGUAGUAAAUUAGCUUUGCUCAACUAUGACUGGAUAAAUAUUAAUGCAUAAGAUAUAAUGCUACUCUUUAAUUCAUUCAAAGAUAAGACUGGAGUCAUUAAAAGAGUAUUAGUUUACCCAUCUGAAUUUGGUUUGAAAUAAAUGGAAUUGGAAAAUUAGCAAGGACCUUAAAAUAUUUGGAAAAAAUAGGAAGAAAAUCAAAUAGUAGAUAGUGAUACUGAAGAUGCAAAUAAAAAAGAUAAAAAGUAGAAUAAAAAUAAUGAUAAAAAAAACUAAUCAAAAAAAGAUAAAAAAAGUAAGAAAUAAGAAGAAAAUGAGGAUGACUUCUCUAACGAGACUACUAAAAAAAUGAAUAAACGUUAAGAAAAGAGCUUAUUUGAAUCAAGAAAAGUAAACUUGUUAAAUCACACAGUUACUGCCCGUAUCGAUGAUGAUUAAGGUGAUUUAGAUCCAGUUGCUUUGAGAAAUUAUGAAAAAUAGAGAAUGAGAUAUUACUAUGCAGUAAUUGAAUGUGAUUGUAAAAGAACAGCUGAGAAAAUUUACGAAUCUUGUGAUGGUAUGGAAUUUGAAAUGUCUGGUAUGCCAAUAGAUCUUAGAUUUGUCCCUGAAGAUCAAGUUUUUCCAUAUGAACCUAAGGAAAUUUGUGAUGAAGUUCCAACAGACUCAUAAGUUAAGAAUAUAGUUAAUAGAAGCAUUGGUCAUACAAACACUAGAUUAACUUGGGAUCAACCAGUUGAUAGAUUCAAAUUUUUAGAUGGUAAAAUGACAGAAAAGGAUUAUGAAAAAAUUGAUUGGAGUAAAUAUGUAGCUCCUGCAGAUGAUGAAUUUGAUGAAGAUGAGUUAAAAGAGACUUUAAGUGAUGAAGAAGAUAACCACUUAGAAGAUUUAGAUAGUGAUGAAUAAAUUGCUAGACUUGAAGAAGAAGCUUUGAGAUAAUAAUAAGAAAUUGACAAUAUGAAUUGGAAAAAAAACUUUGACAAAAAAAAUAGAAAGAAAAAAGAAGGAGAAAUUGAAAUAAAGUUCAAUUAAGGUUUCGAUGAGCUUGGAAACAAAAUUCUUGAAAAAUAAAAAAGAAAAAAUGAAACUAAGUUUGAAACUUAGGAGAGAUUGGAAAAAGAUAGAAAGAAAGAGAGAAAAUAAUAAUUAAAGGAAAAAAUUAGACAAUAAAAGAAUAAAAAGCUAGGUAAAGAUAUUGAAGAAACUGCUGAGACAAGAAAGCAAAGAGCUCAGCUAGCCCUAUUAGUUGAAAAUGAAGAUAAAAAAGAUGUUAAUAUAACCUUAGAUGAUCCUCGUUUCAAAGCUAUUUAUGAAACCGAUAUUUAUUCAGUUGACCCAACAAGCAAAUUUUACAGCAAGGAAAGAUCCUCAAAAACCUUAGAAAAACAAAUUGAAUAUAGAAAGAAAAGAAAGUUAAAUGACAAUUGA